AUGAUUUGGUUCCUCUUCCUGGCUACCCUGAGCCUGUUCACCUGCCAGGGGGCUAACGGAGACUCCGCGGCCGUGGCCGUGGUGGGCCGGGCAGGGCAGAGCGCCCUGCUGACCUGCGACCUCCUGCCACCUUCGGGACGACCCCCCCUCCACGUCAUCGAGUGGCAGCGGUUCGGCUUCCUGCUCCCCAUCUUCAUCCAGUUCGGCCUCUACUCCCCCCGCGUGGACCCACAGUACCUGGGGCGCGUGCAGCUGCAAGGUGGCGCCUCACUGCGCAUCGACGGCCUCCGUGCCGAGGACCAGGGCUGGUACGAGUGCCGCGUCCUCUUCCUUGACCGGCCAGGGCCUGAGGACGACUUCCGCAACGGCUCCUGGGUGCAUCUCGCCGUCCGUUCGCCCCCGCGGUUCCAGGAGACGCCGCCGUCGGUGCUGGAGGCCCGGGAGCAGGAGCCGCUGAGCCUAAGCUGCACCGCCGGCGGCAGCCCCCAGCCCCGGAUCGUCUGGAAGCACGACGGGCACGACCGAAAGGCGAUGGGCUCCGGGCAGGUGCAGAACGGGACCCUGCGGAUCGACCGGCUGGAGCGGGGCCACGCCGGCCUCUACACCUGCGAGGCGUCCAGCCCCGAGGGCACGGCCAUACACACCACCCGCCUGCUGGUGCUGGGGCCACCGGUGAUCGUAGGACCCCCGGAGAACAGCACGGUCAACGCCACCCAAGAUGCCCUCCUGGCCUGCCGGGCCCAGGCCUAUCCUGCCAACCUUACCUACAACUGGUUCCAGGGCGACACCAACGUGUUUCACAUCAGCCGCCUGCAGUCCCGGGUGCGGGUCCUGGUGGACGGCAGCCUCCGGCUCCAGGCCGCCCAGCCCGACGACGCCGGGCGCUACACCUGCGUGCCCAGCAACGGCCUCCCCCACCCUCCCUCUGCCUCCGCCUUCCUCACCGUUCUCUGUGAGACCCCCAAGACCACCACCCUGCAAGGGGACGCGCGGCUCCCAGGCACAAGCCCCUUCCGCCCAGAGUACAACCAUCACUCCUUCUUUUCCCACCCCCCGCCCCCAGACCCUGCCCAGGUGACCGAGAUGCCCGCAGAGACCCCCCUGCCCACAGGUAUGCGAGGUGUGAUCCGCUGCCCCUUCCGCGCUAACCCCCCCCAGCUCUUCGUCCACUGGACCAAGGACGGCCAGGCCCUGCAGCUGGACAAGGUGCCAGGCUGGUCACAGGCGGCGGAUGGCUCUGUGGUCGUGGCGGUGGCCAAUGAGGACGCAGAGGGGGAAUACACAUGCACCCCCUAUAAUAGCCAUGGCACCACAGGCCCCUCCCCACCCACCCGCGUGCAGCUCAAGAGAGUUCAGAGAAAGAGGGAUGAAGUUGGGGGGGAUGAAGAGUUUGAGAGGGCGCCCCCAGCUCUAGUGGUGCUGCCCAAGGAUGAAUAUUUCCAGGAAGUAGGGCGAGAACUGGUCAUCCCUUGUGUGGCCCAAGGCGACCCCCUGCCCACCAUCACCUGGACUAAGGAGGGACCCAGGCCACGGAGCGAGGCCCAGGUGGACGUCAACGGCAGCCUGGUCCUCCGGCCGCUGACCAAAGAGGCCCACGGGCGCUGGGAGUGCAGCGCCGUCAAUGCCGUGGCCAGUGUGGCCGCUGGCACCACUGUCUACGUGCUGGGGACCAGCCCCCAUGUCGCUACCAACAUCUCCGUGCAGCCACUGCCCACGGGGGUCAACGUAUCAUGGGAACCCGGCUUUGAUGGAGGCUACCUGCAGAGGUUCAGCGUGUGGUACACCCCGCUGCCCAAGCGGCCAGACCGGGCUCACCACGGCUGGUUAUCCCUACCGGUGCCCCUGGGCGUGGCCCACCUGCUUGUGCCCAACCUGCAGCCCCACGCCAGCUACCAGUUCAGCGUCUUAGCCCAAAACAAGCUGGGCAGCGGACCCUUCAGCGAGAUCGUGUCCUCCUCUCCAGCCGGCCUCAGGACGACCCCCGCAGCCCCUUCUGCGCCCCCGCACCUGCCCCUGUCCCCGCCGCGGGCCCUGACAGCGGCGGGCACAGCCCGGGGGGUGAUGCUGAGCUGGGAGCCUCCGCUGCUGGCCCCGGGGGGCCUGGCCAGCUAUGCCCUGGAAGGAAGGCACUAUGCCCUGGAAGGAAAGCACGGGCCCGGCGGCUGGGAGGUCCUGAACCGGGACAUCGGCGGCACCGACACGCGGCUGGUGGUGCCAGCCCUCAUCAAGGACUCCUUCUACGAGUUUCGUCUGGUGGCAUUCGCGGGCAGCUACGUCAGUGACCCCAGCAACACGGCCAACAUCUCCACGGCCGGGCUGGAGGUGUACCCGUCGCGGACGCAGCUGUCGGGGCUGCUGCCCGAGCCCGUGCUGGCCGGCCUGGUGGGCGGCCUGGCCUUCCUGGGCGCCGCCGUCCUGCUCAGCAGCAUCGCCGCCGCCUGCUGCGUGAACCGCCGACGCCGACGGGCCGCACGACACAAGCGCAGACGAGAUCCUCCUCUCGUCUUCUCCCCGCUACGGAAGUCACCUCCUCACUCGGCCGCAGGCUCCGGCAGCCCCGACAGCCUGCUGAAGCUGCAGCUCCGCCCGUCCCCGCCGCCGUCCCCGCAUGGCUCCCCGCCCCCCGGCCCGGACCUGGAGCCCAUCAGCCGCGGGCCCGACGGCCGCUUCGUGGUGGGGAGGGUGGUCGCGACCCUCCCCCCGCCCGCCCGGCGCCCGGGGUCGCCCUUCGCCACCAGCAGCAGCCCGGCGGCCCUCCCGGGGGCGGGGGCGGCCGAGGAGGCGAUGGUCCGGCCUCUCUGCAUCGUCGACAUCAGCCCGGUGGGCUCGCCCGCCCCGGCCCCCUCCCCGCCCCCGUCGGCUCUCCUGCACUACCUGAGCCUGCCCUUCUUCCGGGAGAUGAACGUGGACGGGGACGAGCCCCCCGGGCCCAUCCCCCCGCCCGACUACAUGGACACGCGGCCCCCGGACCCCCCGCCCCGACCCCCGCAGCCCCAGGCCUCCCCCCGUCCCCUCCGGGCCAGCCUGACCAGCCAGAGCAGCGGCAGGGGCAGCGCUUCCUUCCUGCGCCCGCCCUCCCUCGUGCCCUCCUCGGGGGGCAGCUACCCCAGCCCCCCGGCCCCGGAAGACACGGCCAGCUGGGCCAGCUGGACCAGCUGGGCCAGCUGGGGGGGUGGGCCCGAGGCCCGGCCAGCCAAGGAGCAUGUGGUCACCGUCAGUAAGAGGAGGAACACGUCCGUGGACGAAAACUACGAGUGGGACCCCCAGGGCCCGGAGGAGACCGAGCUGCUGGAGGCCCUGCGGAUGGUGCGGGGCGGCGGCGGGAGACCCCGGCCCGGCUCGUCCGCCGCCCUGCAGGACCGGUCCCACGCCCCUCUCUCCCCGUCCUCGCCCCUCCUCGCAGGCUCCAAAGUGUCGGAGUCCGGGCAACGCCCGGACCGUGCCCGGUGGGCGGAGACCCUGGGCAUUAGUGCCGGCGCCCGGUCCGGCCCCGAGGCCCGUUGCGCUGCCCUACGCGAGGAAUUCCUGGCCUUCCGGCGGCGGCGCGAUGCCGCCCGGGCCCGGCUGCCCUCCCGCCGGGAACCCACCGCUGCCGCCCCCUGCCCCGACCAGCCUCGUCCCGGCCCCGCCCUCGCCCCUCCUCUCCCCUCCCACCCGGAUCCUUUCAAAACCCGGGGUCCCGAGUGCAACGCGCCACUUCACUGCCGCGCCCCAGCCCCGGAUAUAGCGCUCGCCCCCGCACCCCCAGACGCACGCCAAGGGAGGACCACCCGGAGCUCCCCCAACCCCCUUUCCCUGUCGGAAGCCGGGCUGGGGGCCGGGGAUUCCCCACUCCGGGGCAGACACGUGGGAUGGGGCUGGCCGGGUGGGAGGGUGGGGAGGGGGAUCCGGGGGCAGGCGGUGGGGGGCUCCGUGGUCACCGAGGAGUUAAGGAUUUCCUGGGCAUCCCCCAACCCUCCCGUCCCCGAAACGGAGCACCACCACUUCCUGCAAUGA
Molecule: messenger RNA, 3996 nt
Organism: Tachyglossus aculeatus (Australian echidna)
Lineage: Eukaryota; Metazoa; Chordata; Mammalia; Monotremata; Tachyglossidae
Gene: IGSF9
Product: immunoglobulin superfamily member 9
Exons: 24
Coding region: 1-3996 (1331 amino acids)
Biological process (GO): cell-cell adhesion
Molecular function (GO): protein binding
Source: RefSeq, a predicted model, not a curated record